This is a messenger RNA of Echinops telfairi (small Madagascar hedgehog), 1034 nucleotides long. Its product is annotated as homeobox protein ESX1-like. NCBI's taxonomy places the organism in Eukaryota, Metazoa, Chordata, Mammalia, Afrosoricida, Tenrecidae. Gene Ontology annotation, molecular function: DNA-binding transcription factor activity, RNA polymerase II-specific; RNA polymerase II transcription regulatory region sequence-specific DNA binding. The record is from RefSeq and is a predicted model, not a curated record. Gene Ontology annotation, biological process: regulation of transcription by RNA polymerase II. The coding region runs from base 78 to 911 and encodes 277 amino acids. The transcript is spliced from 4 exons.
GAGAGGUUGGAGACCCGACGGCGUGCCUGCCACAGCUGCUCCCCUCGAUCCCGUAGACCUCCAAGUCCGAGUGCGACAUGGACCGCCCACCGAAGGAAGGACCUACACCAGUGCGGAGCCAGGAGCAUCCUCGCCCCUGCUUCCUGGACAACGGCGAAGAGCAGCAAGAGUCACGCAGGAAAAGAUCUGCCCAAAAGAGACGAACUGCGAAAGCUGCCCCAGCAGCAGGAGGCGCUGUCAAAGACCUGGCCUACAAGGAGCGGUCUGAGGGUGAUGAGCCGGGAGAGGGCAGGGAGCACGUGCAGGAUGGCAGUGUGGGCGCCCAGAAGCUGGAGCAGCAGCAGGAAGGGGAGGCGGGUGAGGGUCCCUCCGGCGCCAGAGACCCCCAGAGCAAGGAGGCGCAGUUCUGGUCCAGAGGGAUCUUCACCAAGGCGCAGGUGGAGGAGCUGGAGAAGAUUUUCCAUGUACACCAGUACAUCGAUGAGAGCCAGCGAGCGGAGCUGGCAAGCCGCAUGAACGUGAGCGAAUCCCGUGUGCAGGGCUGGUUUAAGAAUAGGAGAACCAGAUGGAGAAGAUACCAGAAGACAUUGGUGCACAGAAACAUGGGCCCUGUGGCCCAGGGCCAGCCCUCCAUGAUGGGCGUCAAUGGAAACAGCAAUGCCAUGUUUGCUCCAGAGCCAGAUUGGAGAUUGAAUUUUCUGAUGCCACCCCCACCAGUGUCACCUAUCCCACCACUUCCUCCCGAGACUCCCAUACCUCCCUUGCCUCCUGUGACUUGCUUGCCUCCCGUGACUCCCUUGCUUCCCUUGCCCUUGAUUGCCUUCCAACUGCCACCUUCCAUCACCUCUGCCCCAGUCCCCAUUGUCCUGACCUUGAUCUGUUGCAAUUCAUUUAGCAACCCUGAUAUCUAAAGUUUGGUCUCUGCGACAAUUUUUCCAAAAUAAUUUCUGAUGCAAAUUCUUCUUCGCUUAUCUUUAGAAAGUAGUGCUCCAAAUUCCUGCUAAGAGUAUUGAAGUUAGUACCCAUAUUUUUCA